This is a messenger RNA of Capsaspora owczarzaki ATCC 30864, 8283 nucleotides long. Its product is annotated as DNA polymerase epsilon catalytic subunit. Gene Ontology annotation, cellular component: nucleus; epsilon DNA polymerase complex. Gene Ontology annotation, molecular function: DNA binding; nucleotide binding; single-stranded DNA 3'-5' DNA exonuclease activity. Lineage: Eukaryota; Filasterea; Ministeriida; Capsasporidae. Bases 1 to 8283 code for a protein of 2760 amino acids. Gene Ontology annotation, biological process: leading strand elongation; mitotic cell cycle; nucleotide-excision repair, DNA gap filling. The record is from RefSeq and is a predicted model, not a curated record. The transcript is spliced from 10 exons.
AUGGCGUUUGGAGACGGAAAGAGCCGAGGCGGUGGCGGCGCAGGGCGAGGAGGACCUGCCCGCCGAGGCCAGUACAGACCCAAAGGCAGCAUGAGCGGCAGCUUUGCUGGCGGUCGCGGUGGUGCUGGCGACGAUGCAGUGAUCAGCGCGGAGGACAAGCAGCUCGCAGACGCGGCGGCGCGGCUCCAGUUUGACGACGCGAUGGACGUCAAGUUUGGCUACGAUCGCUACACUGACCGUCGUGAAACGUACAGUGCCGUCGACUACUACUUUGUUCAAGAGGACGGCGGGCGGUUCAAAGCCACAGUGCAGUUUCAGCCAUACUUUUUCAUUGCCGUCAAGGAGGGGCGCGAAACCGAAAUGGAGCAGUACUUGAAGCGCAAGUACGAGGACUCCGUUUCCUCGGUGCAGAUUCUUGCCAAAGAAGAUUUAGACUUGAAAAACCAUCUCGUCGGUAUCAAGCAGCUGUACAUCAAGCUGACAUUCAACAAUGUACAACAGCUCCUCAAAGUGCGCAAGCCACUGAUGGCUGCUGCCAAAAAGUCAGCCCAACGCGAAGCCAGCGCCGCAAAGUACAGCGAGGCCGCAUUCAUCAGCGCCAUCAAGGGAGAAUCCGCCGACACCAGCCGCGGCGCCCCUCAAGACAUGCUAGAGCUCGUGACCGAUAUUCGUGAAUACGACGUGCCCUAUCACAUUCGAGUUGCUAUUGAUAAAGGCAUCACCGUGGGACACUGGUACAACGUGAACGUCGUCAAUAACGUGACGCAAAUCGUCUUGUUCCCGGAGCGCGUGGAGCGCCCAGACCCGAUCGUUCUCGCGUUCGACAUCGAGACGACCAAGCAGCAGCUCAAGUUUCCAGAUUCCAAGUCCGACCACAUCAUGAUGAUUUCGUACAUGAUUGAUCGUCAGGGCUACUUGAUUAUCAACCGCGAGAUUGUUUCGGACGACAUUGAGGAUUUCGAGUACACGCCAAAGCCCGAAUUCCCCGGCCCGUUUAUCUGCAUCAACGUUCCAGAUGAGAAAGCACUGAUUCGACGAUGGUUUGACCACAUUCUCGAAGUGCGUCCGCACAUUUACGUGACGUUCAACGGUGACUUUUUCGAUUGGCCCUUCAUCGAGGCACGCGCGGCAGCGAACGACUUGAGCAUGCUGCAAGAAAUUGGCUUUGCACCCGACUCGAACGAGGAGUACAAGUCUCGUCCCGGAAUCCACAUGGAUGCCUUCCGCUGGGUCAAGCGUGAUAGUUACCUGCCACAAGGCAGUCAGGGCCUCAAAGCCGUCACGAAAGCCAAGCUAGGCUACAACCCACUCGAACUCGACCCCGAGGAGAUGGUGCCGAUGGCGAGCGAGCAGCCCCAGACUCUGGCCAACUAUUCCGUCUCGGAUGCCGUCGCGACGUACUACCUGUACAUGACCUAUGUGCACCCUUUCAUCUUUUCCAUGUGCAACAUCAUUCCGAUGGAGCCCGACGAGGUCUUGCGGAAAGGCUCUGGCACCCUCUGCGAAACGCUGCUCAUGGUCCAGUCCUUUGAGGCCAACAUUAUCAUGCCCAACAAGCAAGAGACCGACCCGGAGAAAAUGUUCAACGGGCAUCUGCUGGACAGCGAGACGUACGUCGGUGGCCAUGUCGAGGCCCUCGAGUCUGGCGUCUUUCGCAGCGACCUGGAUUCAAAGUUCAAGCUCGAACCGAAGGCCUUCGAAACGCUCAUUCGUGAUACUCGACGCGCGUUGGAGCACACCCUGCGCGCCGAGGCCGGCGUAGACCCUGCGACCGUCACCAACAUGGACGAAAUGGUCGAAGCGGUGCACUCGCGCCUGCGCGCGCUUCGCGACACACCCAAUCGGCUCGAACGACCGCUCAUCUACCACUUGGACGUCGGUGCAAUGUACCCCAACAUUAUUCUGACAAAUCGCCUGCAGCCUUCGUCGCUUGUCGACGAGGAGACGUGCGCGGCUUGCGAUUUUAACCGACCCGAGUCCAACUGCCAACGGCGCAUGAAGUGGCUGUGGCGCGGCGAGUACCUGCCCGCGACGCGCUCCGAGUACGAAAUGAUCAAGCUGCAACUCGAGGCCGAGCGUGUUCCAGGCCUGCAGCCCGGAGAUCCGACACGCAGCUACCACGAGUUGCCUUCCGAGGAGCAGGUCAGUCUGCUCAAGGAUCGCUUGAAAAAGUACAUCAAGAACGCGUACAAGAAGAACAAGAUCACCAAGAUUGAAGAGCGCGAGUCCACCGUCUGCAUGAGGGAGAAUCCCUUCUACGUCAACACCGUGCUGGCCUUCCGCGACCGUCGCUACCAGUACAAGCGCGAGCUGAAGACCUGGCAGGGCAACUACGCCAAGGCCGUCGAGCAACGCAACGCCACGGAAAUCGAGCGUGCCACCAACCGCAAAGUCCUGUACGAGUCGCUGCAGCUGGCGCACAAGUGCAUUCUCAACUCGUUCUACGGCUACGUCAUGCGUCGCGGCGCCCGCUGGUUUUCAAUGGAGAUGGCCGGCAUCGUGUGCCACACCGGUGCCCACAUCAUCACCAAGGCGCGCGAGAUUGUCGAGCAGAUUGGCCGACCACUCGAGCUCGACACGGACGGUAUCUGGUGCAUCCUGCCAGGCACCUUCCCGGAAAAUGUCGAGUUCAAGACCACCGAUCCGAAGCGCUCCAAGGUUGUCAUCAGCUAUCCCGGCGCCAUGCUCAACUUGAUGGUCUCGGAUGAGUUUACCAACGACCAGUACCAGACGCUUGAUCCGGCCACUGGCAACUACUCGACGCGCACGGAAAACUCAAUCUUUUUCGAGGUCGACGGCCCGUACCGAGCAAUGAUCUUGCCUUCGUCCAAGGAGGAGGAUGUCUUGCUCAAGAAGCGCUACGCCGUCUUCAACAUGAAUGGCACCCUCGCUGAACUCAAGGGCUUUGAGAUUAAGCGCCGCGGCGAACUCCAGCUGAUCAAAAUCUUCCAAUCGGAAGUGUUUGACACCUUCCUGAAGGGAGGAUCCCUGGAGGAGUGCUACCGUGCUGUCGGCGAUGUUGCCAACCACUGGUUGGACGUGCUCUUUACGCGUGCAGUGGACAUGAACGACGAGGACUUGCUCGACUUGAUUUCUGAAAAUCGCUCCAUGUCGCGCAUGCUCGAAGAGUAUGGCGCUCAAAAGUCCACCUCGAUUACCACAGCGAAGCGUUUGGCCGAGUUUCUGGGCGACGACAUGGUCAAGGACAAGGGCCUGGCCUGCCGCUUCAUUGUGUCCAAGAAACCCGUGGGCGCACCCGUCACGGAGCGCGCCGUUCCGCUCGCCAUCUUCCAAGAGCAACGUCCAGGCGUGCAGCGCCACUUUUUGCGCCGCUGGCUCAAGGAUCCCGGUCUCACCGACAUGGACCUGCGCAGCGUUCUCGACUGGGAGUACUACAUUGAGCGGCUUGGCUCUGCCGUGCAAAAGAUUGUCACCAUUCCGGCAGCCAUGCAGGGCGUCGAAAAUCCCGUCCCGCGCAUCCCGCAUCCCGACUGGCUGCACAAGCGCAUCUCGGCGCGGAACGACGUGUUCAAGCAAAAGAAAAUCUCAGACAUGUUCGCCCGCGGUCCAAAGAAGCCGCUGGCCGACGCUGCCGAGCCGAUGAAUGUCGAGUCGGAGCACUCCGGCGAUCGUGACGGCGACGACGCAGAGCUGGAUGGAGAGCAGGAAACUGUCAAGGGAUCCAAAUCGCUCGAGGACGAGAAUCGACGAUUGCGUGCAGCCACCGUCGACAUUGAGGACACGCUCUCUGGUCGAGCUCGCGAGGCUCCCAUGAAGCGCCCAAUGGUCACAAAGCACGCCAAGCGACGAGCGGACGGCGCUGUCCAAUCCAAGCUUGACACGAUGGUUGUGGCCUACUCGAGCAACGGAGGAUUUGGUCACGCUCGGCACGGCGCCUCCCAGCAUUCGCAGCAACCAAAGCAACAAUCAAGUGCUGACAACCAAGCCGCAUCUGCAGCGGCCGCAGAAGAUACGCGCGAUUGGCGGCAAAUCCUUGGCGCGGCGCCCGAUCCAAGCGAGGAUUACCAAGCGUGGAUCAAGUACCAAAAGCGCAAGUGGCGACUCCAACGCGACGAGCGCAAGCGCUACAAAGCGGACAUUGAGAACACGCUCAAAAGCAUGCCCUCCAACCUGCCCGUUCCGCGUGGUCCGACCACUGGCAUUGCGGCCAUGCUGCGGACCCAAGCGCGGUUCCUUUUGCAAAGUCCCUGGCAUCUGGUGACGAUCGAGCCAACUGAACUGCCAGGACGCUUCAAAGCUUGGGCGCUUGUUGCAGGGUCGAUGCACGCGCUGCACCUCGACAUUCCGCGCACAUUCUACGUCAACAUGAUUGUCCCAAACCCCGACAACCGAUACCCGCGUGUGACGCGCAUUCUGCCUCGCAUGCAAAAGUGCCACACCCUCUACGAGGUGUCGAUGCCCGAGGUCGACUUUCGCGAGCGCCAGCAGGAGAUUUUAAACCGAUUCACCGACCCCAACAUUGCCGGCAUGUACGAGCUCAAGCUUCCCCUGCUCACCCGUGCGCUGAUCCAGCUGGGAUGUGUGUGCUCUGUGCAGCGCGACGUGAGCCGCUACCUGACAACAGCACCCGACUCGUUUUCGCUCGACCAGCUGACGUACCGCACGACUGGCGAGUGCGGCUAUCUUCAGCCCGGCAGCUUCCGCCGCAUUUUCCUGUCGUACACUCAGUGCGAUACCCGUGGGAUGAUUGGCUUGUUUAUUGACGGCGCACCCAGCGGAUCCACCGCCGCUGGUCAAGGCGUGGCGACGGGCGGACGCGCGUACGUGCUUGUCAUUGAUCCGUAUCGCAACACCCACGACAUGCCCAAUGUCCAGCGCAUCUACCAAAACUACUGGACCAGCGUGCGAAAAGCCCAGCUGGAAGAACGCCGCUCGAAGCGCGCAGCCUCGUUUGAGGAGGAGACGAGCAUGGACGAGGCCGAGGACGAGGCCGAAGUUGCGGCCAUCUUGCCCAGCAAGGACGUGGAGUUUGAAGUCCGACAAGUCAUCUCGACGACUCAGGCCCACCGUGCCUUGCAGCGCAUCCUUGCCACCUACUUGGACGACCGCCCUGGUCCCUCAAUUGUGUUUGCUUCGUCUGUCGUGCCGCCCGCGGCGUUGGCUGCUGAUGGCGUUCCCGCGCUCCGCAAUCUGCCCGUGGUCACUUGUCCACAGCAUCCGCAAGACAACGUCUACCCGUCCCUGGGCUGGCACCGCGAUGUUGUCCGUCGACUCAUGCAAGAAUUCCUCUCGAUUGACCGCACCGUCGAGUUCCAGUUGAACUUUGCCCGCUACGCCCACAUUCCCUUGGGCAAUCUUCCAGCAGACUCUGGGCUGGUUGCAGCGGACUUGUUUUACGCGCGUCACCUGAGAAACAACGCCUCUCUGCUGUGGAUGCAUGCCGAGGGCGAGCUGCCCGAUUUUGGUGGUCGCGAGGAGGAUGACUCGCGUUUGCUGACUGGCGAGGUUCAGAUUGUGCCCCCAGCAGCACGUUCUGCGCACCACGGAGGGGGAGCAGGAGGCGCUGGCGGCUCUGGCAACGCUGGCAUCACUGGCGCCGCCCUUUCUGCGACGGCGAACGACGCUGAAGCUGCUGCACUGCUGGACGGGACGACGAAUGCGUCGUCGUUCGAUUCGUUCAACGCUGCACGCCAAAGUGGCACACUGCCGUCGUCGUCCGCCCCAGUGGUCGAGCUCAACGUGCCAGGAGCUUAUCCGCACGUGUGCGUGGAGCUGUCCCUCGCCCGCCUCGCCGUCAACACUGUCCUGCAGUCUGCGCACGUGAACGACAUUGAUGGCGGUGCUGGCGUGGUGGCUGGCUUUGACAUGGCGCCUGCUCGCACCAUGGAAGAGCAGGUCGCUGGCAUGAACGUCGCGGCAAACAUGCUUUCGGCCACAUUUGACGAGUCGGCCCUGUGCGGCCAUGCCUUCCGUGUGCUCAAAUCGCUAGUGCACACCUGGCUGCGAGAGGUCACGCACCACCGCAACUUUUACGCCGACGCCCUGCUUGUGCACUUUUACCGUUGGCUCAAAUCGCCAGAGUCCAGCCUGUACGAUCCCGGCUUGUGCAAGAUGAUUUCCAACAUGAUGCGCAAACUGUUUUUGCAGCUGUUGGCCGAGUUCCGUCGCCUUGGCGCUACCAUUGUGUAUGCCAGCUUCAACCGCAUUGUGCUGAGCACGAAAAAGCACACCUUGCCCGACGCUGUUGCCUACGUGGACUACGUCGUGAAAAACGUGCGCAACAAAACCCUGUUUGGUGGCAUCGAAAUCACCGCGACCAACUGGUGGGAUGGCUUGCUGUGGAUGGACCAGGCCAACUAUGGCGGCGUUCAGCUCGGCGACGCAUUCAACCAGCUGCUGGCGCAGUCUCAUGGCGGCUCGGGCCUGAGUGUGGACGGCGGGCGCUUGUCCAUGCCGGCAACGCCUUCCAAGGCGCCAGCCACGCCUCGUCGCUCUCAGCAAGCGGAAAAGGGGGCGUCGGCAUCCAAGCCAACGGGUGUUUCGCGCCGUUUGGCGGACGACGCAAGUUUUGCACAGGACGCCGAAUCUGCCGCUGAACCUGCUGCCGCUGAUGCCAAAUUGGACGCGCGACAAGCAGCGCGCCAAGAGCGCGUCAGGCGUCGCGAGCAGCUCAUGGAAGAGCGUCGUAUCGCUGCCGAAGCGGCAAGGGCUGCUGCUGGACCCAGCAAACGCAAAAAGCGCGCAGUGUUCAGCGACGACGAAGACGACGAUGCCGAUGCCGAUGCGGAUCAAGGUCGCAAGCGUGUUCGUCCCGGAUCUGACGACGAAGGUGACGAAUUGGACAAUGGCGACGAGGAUGAUGACGAAGGCGAGCUUAUCGAGCAAGACGACGCCGACGACAAUGAUGACGAUGCCGAGGAUGAUGAUGCUGACGAAGAGCAAGAGGAAGACGACGACGACGAUGGCGAGCAAGCUGAAGAAGCCGAGGAUGCAAGCCCCGACGACGACGACGACGACGCCGAAAGCAUGAAUGUUGAACCCGACGAAGCCCAGCAUCAUCAGACAAAGCGCUCGCAGCGGUCUUCCCAGCAUCACCGGCAUCAGCGCAAGCCCAAAAUUGUGUUUGACAUGCACUGGAACUUGGCCGAGUACUUGCCCGUUGCGACGCAGCAGCCCUUCCACGUCAUUGUGACUGAGUUUAUGCACGCCGUGUACCAAAACCGCCUGGAGCUGCGCACUGCUCGCGGAAAUGGUUUAACGCCGCUGAAGCGCAAAAUGGCUGCAUCUCGGGCGGCAGCAGCAAGCGCGGGGCUGAACGAUGCCGAUCCAAACUUUGAUCCUCAUGAAGCGUUUGCCGCAUCUGGUCGCCCCGCAUUUGGCCUCGAUGCGUUCGAAGAUACUCCCGCUGCGGACGACGACGAGGAGGAGGAAGAUGAGGACGACCACGGCGAAGACGCUGGCGAAGAAGAAGAAGAAGACGAUCAUGCGGCAUGGGUGCUGGAAGAGCAUCGCCCGAAAGACCCCAACGACAUGGACGAUUCAGACAAGCCAGGCCGCCGAGGCCGACCUGCAAAGGGCAAGAAGGCUGCGUUGCAGAUUGCCAAGUCGGAGGUCGCCUUUUCGCGCAAGUUGGUGCGCUCCCAAAUCUCCCAGCGCCUGUUUUCGAUUGUGCGCGAAAUCCACAACGCCUUGACGGGCGACUCUUCGUCGAGCGAGGCUGGUGUCGACUUCCCCCAACUUCCCGGUUCGUACCUGCCCUUGCACAAUCCAGCGCUCGAGUUUACAAAGUCGGUGUGCCACGUCCUGGCGCUCGACAAGGACUUGUUUGAAGAAGUGUCGCUCAUGCGCAAGAGCCUGCUCCGGCUGAUCAACGCACGCGAGUUCAGUCCCGAGAGCGUCUUCCGCAACCCGUGUCGCUCGUUCACCCUCUGCGAGGUCUUUUGCGAAGCGUGCAACUCUUGUCGCGACCUCGAUCUGUGCCGAAACCCCGAGCUGCUCGCGGCCAACGGCGGCGCCUGGCACUGCGUCGACUGCAACGCCGAGUACAACCGCGACUCGAUCGAGUCCCAGCUCACCAGCAUUGUCCAGCGUUUCUCGGUCACGUUCCAGCUGCAGGAUCUCAUGUGCCUGACAUGCGGCCAGGUCAAGGGCGACAACAUGUCCAGCUUCUGCGGCUGCUCCGGGCAGUGGCGCAACACCCUCGCCACCGCGCCGCUCGUUUCCUCGAUGCGCGUCUUCCUCAGCAUUGCCCGCUACCACCAGUUCCCUCUGCUCGAGGAAGUUGUGUCUUGGAUUCUGACUCGCAACCGCGUGCACAUCUGA